Molecule: messenger RNA, 1960 nt
Organism: Spinacia oleracea (spinach)
Lineage: Eukaryota; Viridiplantae; Streptophyta; Magnoliopsida; Caryophyllales; Amaranthaceae
Product: probable sodium/metabolite cotransporter BASS3, chloroplastic
Exons: 5
Coding region: 257-1579 (440 amino acids)
Cellular component (GO): membrane
Source: RefSeq, a predicted model, not a curated record
UUGACAAUUGCAAAUAAAAUUUUAGAGUUACCAACACACUUGUCAACCGUCAUUCAAAAUUUUGGUCACUGUCAUCCUCUUUUUAUCCUCGUUCAUUCACAGCUCAUAUCUUCCCACCCAUCUCACUCAUAGACCCCAAAAAUCCCACAAAAAACCCCCCAAUAAAACCUUCUCACUAAUCAAAACAAUCUUUCUAAUUUUGAAAUUUCAAUUCCAAUUUCAUUAUUGCACAUUACUUCGUAUUUCCUAAUAACUGAUGGCAAUAUCAUCAUCUUCAUCAUUAACAACCCCUUUCAUUGCUUUGCAAUCAAAACCCCAAUUCACAGAUAACCUGAAUUGCUCUAAUUUGUGUCUAAGAAUUAAAAGUAAGGAGUUUAAUCGGUGUAAAACUUCAGGGUAUUUGAAGAAUUUGUCAACGGGUGGUUUUAAUGGCGGAAUUGGUGGUUCUAAUGGUGGAUUAUCAGUAUCUAUGUGCUCAACGACGCCGUUUAUUGAGUUUGGAGGGAGAGUUGGGUUGCAGAGGAGACUAGGAAAUAUUUCUUUGUUAUCUUUCGGAGUUGAUACUGGUAAUCAGAUAAGUGGGGAUGAUUCUAAGGGUGGUUCUUCUCAGAAUUUGUCGGCAAUGCUUCCGUUUGUGGUGGUUGCCACCGCCGUCGCCGCCCUAUCUCAACCUUCCUCCUUUACUUGGGUAUCAAAAGAAUUAUACGCACCUGCACUCGGUGGGAUCAUGCUAUCGAUUGGAAUCAAGUUAUCAAUAGAUGAUUUUGCUCUUGCAUUUCAAAGGCCUUUGCCACUUUCUCUUGGGUUUUUGGCCCAAUAUGUGGUAAAACCAGCCCUAGGUGUAUUGAUUGCUCAAGCAUUUGGGGUAUCACCUAUGUUCUAUGCAGGGUUUGUCCUCACAGCAUGUGUGGCAGGUGCUCAACUAUCUAGCUAUGCCAGCUUCUUGAGCAAAGGCGACGUAGCAUUGAGCAUUUUAUUGACUAGCUCCUCAACAAUAGCAUCAGUUAUUUUUACUCCCCUUUUAACCCGCCUUCUAAUUGGGUCAGUUGUUCCUGUUGAUGCUGUUGCCAUGUCUAAGUCUAUAUUACAGGUGGUUCUUGUCCCCAUCAGUCUCGGUCUGUUUUUAAAUACCUACGCCAAGGAAGUUGUCAAGUAUAUUCAACCAGUGAUGCCAAUUGUAGCUAUGGUUUGCACUUCAUUGUGUAUUGGUAGCCCUCUUGCAAUAAAUCGCGGUCAAAUUCUUUCUGCUGAAGGUUUUCGUUUGAUUGCCCCUGUUUUGGCAUUCCAUGCUGCGUCUUUUACAAUAGGGUACUGGCUCUCCAAACUUCCGAUUCUAAGGCAGGAGGAAGAAGUAUCGAGGACAAUCUCACUGUGCACGGGUAUGCAAAGCUCGACACUAGCUGGGCUUCUUGCUACCCAGUUUCUUGGAAGUAGUCAAGCUGUUCCGUCUGCAUGUUCUGUAGUAGCAAUGGCUAUCAUGGGUCUUAGUCUUGCCUCCUUCUGGGGUAUCGGCCUACGAAUCAGAGACCUACAAAGCACAAUUACUCCUUGGUUUGAGUCUAAGGUUAAGGCUUCAUGAUGCCCGUUUUCUUGAACUUUAUCAACAACAUUCAUAGACCCGAAACAAGAAUGAUGCAACAACGGGCCGGGGUUGGCUGCUAAAGACUUCCAUAGCGCGGUAUGGCACAGUCGAACACAAUAUAGGUGUUAAUAUCCUAAUUUUGUCUAUGCUUGGGCUGUAUGUAUAGUUAGUCUUAAAAGCGCGCGCUAGAUAGCUUGUAUAGAUCAGAAAAUGGUUGUACGGUGCAACAGGGAAUAUAGAAGCUAGGUCCCUAUUCCUAGAACAUAUUACAUGCAUCAGGUGCAUCAUAUACCCUGUCACAUUUUCUCCUAAGAAAAUAUGAUAGGGACUAUUAAUGGGAAUAAAAAUACCUGCACCUAAAAAUAAUUUUCACCCUAA